This is a messenger RNA of Lycium ferocissimum, 1220 nucleotides long. Its product is annotated as protein OSB2, chloroplastic-like. Gene Ontology annotation, cellular component: mitochondrial nucleoid. NCBI's taxonomy places the organism in Eukaryota, Viridiplantae, Streptophyta, Magnoliopsida, Solanales, Solanaceae. Gene Ontology annotation, molecular function: single-stranded DNA binding. The record is from RefSeq and is a predicted model, not a curated record. Gene Ontology annotation, biological process: positive regulation of helicase activity; mitochondrial DNA replication. The coding region runs from base 87 to 1007 and encodes 306 amino acids. The transcript has 5 exons.
AGUAUCACAAACGAAAAAAUAUCUCAGCUAGCCCGGCAUUAAGAUAAUACUGUCAACCUAGGAAAGAACCGAAAGAAAAUUCAGUAAUGGCUUUAGAACAAACAAUUUCAUUCACAAACCCUUUCUUUUCUUCAACUCCAAGAACCCCUUUUACCAAAACUCACAUCCCUACAAAAUCUUUGUCUUUUAAGAAAGAUUCAAAGCAAGUGGAAAUAUCAAGAUUUACCUUAGGUGGUCGUAUAAGAUGUUCAUUUGACUACAAUAAUAGUUCUGCAAAUGGAAACAACGUUAGUGUUUAUGAAUAUGAAAGAUAUGCUGGGGUUUCACAAUACCCAAGGCCUUCAGAAAUACAGUGGAAAAAGGAACUUUGUAAUUCAGUGCAACUUAUUGGUAAUGUUGCUGUGCCUGUGCAAAUUAAACACUUGAACUCUGGAAAGGUUGUAGCUUGGACUCGUCUUGCUGUUAGGAAGUCUCAAAACGACACUACUUGGAUUAAUUUGACAUUUUGGGAUGAGUUGGCUAAUGUUGCCAAUCAGCAUAUAGAGAAAGGACACCAGAUAUAUGUCUCUGGUCGCCUGAUCUCAGAUACAGUUGAAGGUGAUGAUGGGAAACAACAGACUUAUUACAAGGUGGUCGUUCAACAAUUGAAUUUUGUUGAAAAGACCUCUCCUUCUGUUGCCUCGUAUAAUGGGGAUUCUAAUUCCAUGGCACCAAGUAGAAAGCAAAAUAAUAAUGCUGCAAAUACCACUGGAUCCACAGAGGAGCUAUGGCAAGCUUUCUUUGCUAAUCCACUGGAAUGGUGGGAUAAUAGGAAGAACAAGAGGAGUCCAAACUAUCCAGACUUCAAGCACAAAGAUACAGGUGAAGCAUUGUGGGUAGAAGGCAGGUAUAAUCCAACAUGGGUGAAAUCUCAACUUGCAGUACUGGAUUCAAAGAUGGAAUCUUUUCAUGAUCAAAAUGGCAGCAGGAAUGCAGAGUUCAUGUCCAUGGAUAAUUUCCAAUUUUAGCUGUUCUCCAUUUGGUUUUGGUUGUACUUUCAAAUAUACUCUUGUAUAGUUUUGUUUCUUCCGGUAGGAACAUAAAAUUGUAUGUUACUUGUUCCCCUAGUAGUGUUGCUAUUCAAGGAAUUUAGAUGCUCACAGAAAGUUCUCUUGUCAUUCUGUAGUUGUAAGCUAUAAGGAUUGAUAACUGUCAUUUUCAUAAUUUAAGAUCCUUCAGCA